UCAGAAUUUGGGGCGUUUAAAGAUCAAAUAGUAUUUUAAAAACAAAACAAACGGCAUAGGACACAGCCUUUAGGCUAGUUUAUUAUAAUUUCGUAAUUUCAAUAAUAGCUGGUUUCCGCCUUUGUAAUCAAUACAAAUGCGUAGAAAGAGUCCGUAUGGAUACCAGUGUUCCCAUUCACCGGUCUUUUCCACGCUGCGUUUCCAGCGAUACGGACAACUCCCAAAGCCGCUAGCUCACCGCUGUUCAAAUUUCUGUAAUUUGUCAGGAUUUGAUUAAGUCGGCUAGCACUUGAAACCAUGUCGCACUUCAAGGAACCAGGGAAAGGGGGACCAGCCGAGGAGUCCACCGCCCAUCGCAUCCGUAUCACGCUGACGAGCCGAAAUGUCAAGAACCUGGAAAAGGUGUGCGCUGAUCUGAAGCGCGGGGCACAGGACAAGAACCUGGAAGUCAAGGGGCCGGUGCGCAUGCCCACCAAGACGCUACGCAUCACUACCCGCAAGACGCCCUGCGGUGAAGGGUCCAAGACGUGGGACCGAUACCAGAUGCGCAUCCACAAGCGACUGAUCGAUCUCCAGAGCCCCUCUGAGAUUGUCAAACAGAUCACAUCCAUCAGCAUUGAACCAGGUGUGGAGGUGGAAGUGACCAUUGCCGAUGCGUAAAGGAUGCGCGAACUCGGCCCCGACCCGCACCCGGAAUGGAUCGGAGGUGACCCCCACAUCUCAGGCAAUAUCACUUGGUCAUUUUGUCCAUGAAGGUGGCAUGAGAUUUCAUUCCAUACAAAAAAAAUAUUAAUUUCCAAUAAAGUCACAGUAAGAUGUGAACUUGAAAAGGA
This is a messenger RNA of Patiria miniata (bat star), 833 nucleotides long. It is a transcript of the gene rps20, whose product is annotated as 40S ribosomal protein S20-like. Gene Ontology annotation, molecular function: RNA binding; structural constituent of ribosome. The record is from RefSeq and is a predicted model, not a curated record. The transcript is spliced from 4 exons. Gene Ontology annotation, cellular component: ribosome; cytosolic small ribosomal subunit. Gene Ontology annotation, biological process: translation. Lineage: Eukaryota; Metazoa; Echinodermata; Asteroidea; Valvatida; Asterinidae. The coding region runs from base 298 to 660 and encodes 120 amino acids.